UUUGUAUCAUCUUCUUCUGCCCUCAUAUUGAAAAUUUAAUCUCUGCAUCCAUUAAUUUUCUUGAGAAAUUCAUCUUCAAGAAAAAAUUCAACAAUGGAGGCAAUGAAGAUGAGACUAUUUGUGGCCGUUAUGGUUGUUCUUAUGGCCGUUCAAAAUGUGGCAGCUCAGGUUGAAGCUCCGGCUCCUUCCCCUGUGUCCGACGCCGCCUUGUUCGUACCGGCCGUCUUCGCUUCUUUUGCUGCUUUGUUUUUCGGCCUUCUAUUCUAAUUUGGAUUUUUUUUUAAAUUUAAGUGUGGGUACAUUCUUUUGAGUUCUUGACCUUUAGGAUGCUAUUUCUUGUCCUGAUGAUUUAAGGGUUUGGCUCUGUUUUGAUAGAGCAUUUUUUUAUUUAUGUAUACAAGAGAUGUAAUUGUGAAGAGAAGGAAGAUCUUAGGGACUUUUGAUUGGUCUUUUUGAUUUUCUUGAUCUUUAUUUGUACAAUUGAUGUGAUUCUUUGUUGUAUUUUUUGUACAAUUAAUGUGAUUUGUUUCUGAGUA
Mercurialis annua (annual mercury) is the source of this 536-nucleotide messenger RNA. RefSeq names its product arabinogalactan protein 12-like. The record is from RefSeq and is a predicted model, not a curated record. The coding region runs from base 94 to 267 and encodes 57 amino acids. Lineage: Eukaryota; Viridiplantae; Streptophyta; Magnoliopsida; Malpighiales; Euphorbiaceae. The transcript has a single exon.